AUGAAACAUAUUAUAAAGAAGGCAUCCGUACUUACUCUGCUACCACUUAUCGCCGCAGCCGCAGCCGCAGCCACCUCAGCUACCUCAGUUGAUAAUGCAGAGACUCCUGUGGACACUGAAGGCCCAGCACAUUUAAAAUCCUUUUUAAUGUCCAUUUCUAUGAUUGGGCUUUCUGAAAUUGGUGACAAAACCUUUUUGAUUGCAGCUUUGAUGGCUAUGCGUCAUCAACGACUUUUGGUGUUUUCAGCAGCAGCCACAUCUCUUGCGAUAAUGACUGUUUUGUCUGGUGUAGUGGGCCAUUCCGUUGUUGCCUUUCUUUCCGAGCGCUAUACAGCAUUCUUGGCUGGUAUGCUGUUUCUGGUGUUCGGUUAUAAAUUGACCAUGGAAGGUUUGGAAAUGUCUAAGGACGCAGGAGUUGAAGAAGAAAUGGCCGAAGUCGAGGAGGAAAUUGCAGUCAAUGACAUCAACAAGGGUAUGGACGAUGUUGAAAAAGGUGGUGAAGCUACUCACGCUAAACAGUUGAGGAACUCUUCGACAGUUACAAAAUUUUUACAUAAAUUCCGUGAACUAGCAUCGUUUAUGUUUUCACCAGUUUGGGUUCAAAUAUUUUUGAUGGUCUUUUUGGGAGAACUAGGCGACCGUUCACAAAUCAGUAUUAUUGCCAUGGCUACUGACAGUGACUAUUGGUUUGUUAUUGCAGGUGCCGUUGUUGGGCAUGCUAUUUGCAGUGGUCUAGCCGUGGUAGGUGGGAAACUAUUGGCUACAAGAAUCAGCAUAAGAACUAUCACUCUUGCUAGUUCAUUUUUGUUCUUCAUUUUUGCUCUUCUUUAUAUUUAUCAAGCAUUCACAAUUUCAAAUUGA
Messenger RNA from Saccharomyces eubayanus, 861 nucleotides. It is a transcript of the gene GDT1, whose product is annotated as putative ribosome biosynthesis protein GDT1. The record is from RefSeq and is a predicted model, not a curated record. Gene Ontology annotation, molecular function: calcium ion transmembrane transporter activity; manganese ion transmembrane transporter activity. The coding region runs from base 1 to 861 and encodes 286 amino acids. Gene Ontology annotation, biological process: manganese ion transmembrane transport; Golgi calcium ion homeostasis; Golgi calcium ion transport. NCBI's taxonomy places the organism in Eukaryota, Fungi, Ascomycota, Saccharomycetes, Saccharomycetales, Saccharomycetaceae. The transcript has a single exon. Gene Ontology annotation, cellular component: Golgi apparatus; fungal-type vacuole membrane.